GGGAUCCAUCAUCGGGGCCUUGGAGGCGGCGGCACCAGCGGUACAACAAGAGGCAAUCCAGAACCUCGUGAGGGACCAGUACGCCAACACCACCCGGAACACGCGGGACUCGAGGUGGAACCUCUGGACCCGCCUUGCUACAUCAUGGAAAUUACCACCUCUCCCGAUCACAGCAGAGCUCGUCCAGGCCAUCGCAUCUAGCCUCAAGCGAGGCAGAUACCGUUCAUCGGCACAAGUCUUCAGUAUGGCAAGACAGCAGCACGUUGCACACACCGGAUGCAGACUCUCCGCGGACAUCGAGCAGCAGAUCACCAUGUCCAUCAGGAGCAUCGAGCGGGGCCUGGGCCCAUCAACGCUCAAGGACGCAUUCAUUGUCGAGGACCUCGCAGCCGCAACGGACAGCUCCAAUACACCACCACCAGCCGAAGACCAUUGGGCAGAGUACCUCUACGACUGUGUCCUCGUGACUCCAAUCUGCUGCUGGUGGAUGCUUCGGGGCAUCGAAGUAGCGGCAGCUCGGUUCUCCGAUGUUUGGUUCGAAACCACCUCCUUUGGCAGGUUGGCGUUCUUCACGCUCCCCUGUCACAAAACAGACACAAUUGGGAUGUGUAUUACACGGUCGCACCCAUGCACAUGUUCCGACAACUUGGCGGCCCUCUGUCCAUACCAUGCUUUGGACACGUUCAUCCGACGCAAUCAUCGCCCGGGCACCGACAGGAAUGACGAGUACCUCUUUUAUGGACGCCGAGGCGGACCCAUCACCCAUUUGGAGACCAUCGAAGUGUUCCGCAAGGCCAUCGCAAGCACCGGCGCUGAGCUCACCAGACCCGACCGCUGGGGCAGCGACGCAGUACGCCGCUAUGUCCAAGAAGCUCCUCUUUCCUGUGCAUCUGGAUCAUCAGCUAGACCGUGCAUCAGCAAGACGCCGACACAGAUGGUUAAGAAAUACCUCGAGACCAUCACGAGCAAGUUCUGGGUGAAGAACACCUCCACCAACGUGAUCCACAUAUCUGGGGCACCAGAAUUCUCCACAGAGAACAUUCAUUGGCACACCCUUUGUGGUUGGCGCUACGGUCAGGCACCACACACAAGGUUCUGGUCUCUCCCCGAGGGCAACCAGUGUCAGAGAUGCUUCCGCAUGCAAGAGAAUCAGGCCAUCACGGACGCCAACAGUGAUGAGGAGGCAGUCUGGAACGCCCCAUCGGCAACCUUGUCUCUCGUAGCCCCGUAUUUGUUCACCCGAGCUCGUAGGAUAGACCUCACCACCGACCCAGUGUUGAAGUACCUGCGAGCGAUCAAGAUCAUCACCUGCAGUGCCAUAUCCGUUUACUUCCAGGAUGACGCGGCUGUCACGGACCUCGUCAAGAAGCUGGAGGGCAAGUUCACCUACAAGGGCAAUGACUACGACCUCGGCAAGAUUGGCGGCAAGCACAUCGUCGACAACACCUACUCCGACAACACCGACAUCCACCUCGACAUCAACCGACAAGGUGAGAUCAUGUCACAGCGCGUCUUCACCUCCUUGGGAACAGUCAACGCCAACCGCAAAAAGGACGACCUCGACAAACGCCUCAUCGUUGACAACAAACAGCAGCUGGUCACCAAGGAGCCGCCAGAUUGGGACGUCCGAG
Symbiodinium pilosum is the source of this 1631-nucleotide messenger RNA. Lineage: Eukaryota; Dinophyceae; Suessiales; Symbiodiniaceae. The record is from the annotation of a GenBank genome assembly.